UGCCGUGCGCAUUGCCCGCUGUGAGGUUCAUCGUGGAUCACUCCGUCGACGAAAACAUCCGAAACCUCAAAUGAACGUUUCGCUGGCGAGAAGCUUGCAUACCAGCGGCACGCUUCUGAAGGAAACCCCGCGGAAUCUGAAGAAUAAGAAGCACAGCUCACAGCUGUGGCUGGAGAGGCAGUUGCGCGAUCCCUACGUGGAGAAGGCAAAGCAGGAGAAGUACAGGUGCAGAAGCGCGUUCAAACUGCUGGAGAUCAAUGAGAGAUUCAAGAUCCUCAGCCCGGGUCUGACCGUCGUAGAUUGUGGGGCAGCGCCCGGCAGCUGGACUCAGGUCGCCACCAAUCUGACCAACGCUGGUGGUAAGAAGGAAGGUCCUGUUGGCAGAGUGUACGCUGUCGACAAACUCCCGUUUUAUCCUGUGGAAGGUGCAACCGUCUUGGGAAACAUGGAUUUCACGAACAUCAAAACGCAGGAGACUCUAAGCAAAUUAUUGCAGGGGGACAAGGUCGAUGUCGUCUUGUCCGACAUGGCUCCAAAUGCAUCCGGCGUAAGAGAGAUAGACCAUGAUAAUAUAAUGCUACUCGCUUAUGCUGCCUUGAGAUUCGCGUUACAAAUCAGUAAGGUACAAAGCACGUUCGUUGUAAAAAUCUGGGACGGUGGUAAGACGCAACAGUUUGAACAGAAUCUGUUAAAGUUUUACAAUAGUGUCAGGGCAAUUAGACCUGAUGCGACGAGGGACGAAUCGACUGAGACAUUCUUCUUGGCUAGGAGAUUUAAAGGUCUCAAGACGAGUUGAUGUAAUUGAUUAGUUCAUAGAUACAAUAGAUUUAUUCGCGUUGAAAUCUCCUAAACUUUUGCACUAACAAGAUAAAUAAACAACAUUAAUUUUAUUGUUAUAUAAAACGCUUUAUGGAUAAAAAUGUGUAUCAAUAAUAUUAUAUAUAUUGUCGCGAAAUUAAAUAUUUUUGUAAGCAACGCGAACGAAUUUAAUAUUUCAAUUGUAAGAUAUUUAAAAAGAAUAUGUUGGGCAGGUUGUACAAAUAAAAGAGCACGAUAAUUUUGUAUCAUACGGGCGUCGUAUGCGAUUCUUUUUUAUAACUCCUUUACUCCGUUAUCUAACAGGCGACCUCGCACAACACGACAAAUGCAAUAUACAUUGAUAUAUUUCGCUAUAAAUAAUACAAGAAGAUUUAAUACAC
Molecule: messenger RNA, 1199 nt
Organism: Acromyrmex echinatior (Panamanian leafcutter ant)
Lineage: Eukaryota; Metazoa; Arthropoda; Insecta; Hymenoptera; Formicidae
Gene: Mrm2
Product: Mitochondrial rRNA methyltransferase 2
Biological process (GO): RNA methylation
Cellular component (GO): mitochondrion
Molecular function (GO): rRNA (uridine-2'-O-ribose)-methyltransferase activity
Source: RefSeq, a predicted model, not a curated record